Molecule: messenger RNA, 10503 nt
Organism: Hippocampus zosterae (dwarf seahorse)
Lineage: Eukaryota; Metazoa; Chordata; Actinopteri; Syngnathiformes; Syngnathidae
Gene: nbeal1
Product: neurobeachin-like 1
Exons: 53
Coding region: 101-8443 (2780 amino acids)
Biological process (GO): intracellular protein localization
Cellular component (GO): cytosol; membrane
Molecular function (GO): protein kinase binding
Source: RefSeq, a predicted model, not a curated record
GCCCAGAAACCGAAGUUGAGGUCUUGACUUGAUGACAAUGAAGCUCCCACGAAAGUGACCUCUGUGGAGCUUUGCAGCCCAACGGGCACUCAGUGGCGUAAUGGCAUCUAGCGAAAGACUGUACGAGGUUUGGAUGCUUUACUGCACCAAGAGAGAUCCAGACUACUUGAAGCUAUGGCUCGAAAGUUUCAUCAGCUCCUAUGAGAGAUGUCUGGAUGUGGACUUUGAAAAGCCGCCAUUAAGGCUGGAGGAGCCCCCGCCGGUACUGAGUCUUUUGCCAGACAACAUCUUACAGGUUUUGCGCCACCAACUUCUGCAAUGCGUCCAAAAAGCCUCUGAUGGUCUGGAGCCUGAGCAGCAAAACUUGGCACUACUUCUGCUCAAGUUCCUCAUCGUUGUCUGCAGGAACCUGUCCAAUGUGGAGGAGAUAGGCACCUGCUCCUACAUCAACCACAUCAUUGCCAUGACAACACUUUACAUUCAGCAGCUGAAGAGCAAUACCAAAGAGAAAGAGUUGGUGGACCAAAGCCAGGCAGAGGAGUUUGUACGUCAUGCACUGGCAUUCUGCGAGAGCCUCUAUGACCCUUAUUGCAAUUGGAGGCAUCAAACCUGCAGGAAGCAGCUGGGCACAGUCGAGAGAAGCAGGCAGAAGUACAAAGCAGCUCCACUUACUGUGGAAUUUGUCCCCUUCUUUUACCAGUGCUUUCAAGAAAGUGAACACCUUAAGGAAAGCUUAAAAUGCUGUCUGCUGCACCUAUUUGGUGCCAUAGUAGCUGGUGACCAGAAGAACGCACUGCUUGCUGUCUCUCCGGCCACCAUGGAAGUUUUGAUUCGGGUGCUGGUGGACUGCUCCAUGGGUAGCUGUUCCUCAGACGAAGGAGAGGACUGGGACAGUGAGGCCCCUGAUCGGAAGGCAUGUCUGACUUUGGGAUGUUUGAGGGUAGUGGUGCAGUGUCUCCUGGCCGCCAGCUCAGACCAGCGGCAAGUAGAAAUUGCCUCUGUGCUCGAAAACUACUUCAAGCUGCUCAACUCGGACCCAGCAGCUGUGGUUGCCACUCGACAGCAGCAGCAGCAGCAGCAGCAAGCCAAAGGUCGAGUGCCAACACUAGGCAGACACUGGGAAAGCCGCUUUGUGGCACUGCAAGUGCACAUGCUAGACACAAUGAGGGACAUGUUCCUUUGUUCAGACAGGCCAGUUCUACAAGCCAUCUUCCUCAACAGUAACUGCUUUGAGCAUCUGAUACGACUGCUCCAGAAUAGCAAGCUGGUUAACGCUAGGUGCACGGCGGCAGACAAGGACCAGAAAGAUAUAACCAACAACAGGUUACUGUCAGGAGAGAGAGACACUCAGGUGAUACAAGGACGGUUAGACUCCCUUGCUGUAGCAACUAUUAGAGCCCUAACCACAGUGAUGCAUAGAUCACCAGCUGCAAAGGAGGUGUUCAAAGAAAGAAUUGGUUAUAAUCACUUGUACGAAGUCCUCGUUUCGCUUGGCCAGCCAUCUCGACACCUCCUUAAAGAGAUGAUGAACAUGGCAGUGGAAGGUGAGCACACAUCAGUGGGAAUCUUGGGAAUCAGCAAUGUGGAGCCUUUACUCCUGCUCAUCCAGUGGCUGCCAGAUUUGGACUCAUCAGAGUUGCAGAUUUUUGCUGCCGAUUGGCUCUGUCGCCUCAUCUGCCUCAAUCGGCAAACACGCACCACCUGUGUCAAUGCUGCCAUGGUCUUGAGAGCACUGGCUGUCCUUGAGUGCCACCGGCGGCUACACCGAGUUUGUGCAGAGAGCCUUUUGCGAUUGGUGGGAUCCCUUGGCUCCCUGUCCCUGAGUGCCAGGGAUCUCCUUAGGCUCCUGCACCUACUCAGACCUCCAGAAUCCAACCAAGCUCAUCCCUAUGUGGGACCUGCUCUGAAAGCUCUCCUUGUCAUGGUACGUAAACAGGGUCUGGAGAGCGCAAUGCAGUACUUUGAUCUGUCGCCCAGUAUGGCUGGCAUUGUAGUUCCAACAGUACAGCGCUGGCCAGGCUCUGCCUUCAGCUUCUUAGCCUGGUUGUCCCUGGACCAGGAUCAAUUGGGUCCAGUCAGCAAAGAUAAGAGAAAGCAGCUCUACAGCUUUUUUACCUCGGGUGGCACGGGGUUUGAGGCCUUUAUUAGCUCUGCGGGUGUACUGGUGGUGGCUGUUUGCACAAAAAAGGAAUAUGUCACAGUCAUGCUGCCCGACAACUGCUUCUGUGACUCCCUCUGGCACAGCAUUGGUGUGGUGCAUGUACCUGGAAAGAGGCCAUUUGGACAGAGCCUCGUCUACAUUUAUGUGGACGGACAGCAGAAGCUAUCUGCCCCCCUCAAGUACCCCACCAUGACUGAGCCAUUUACCUCCUGUUGCAUUGGCUCGGCGGGCCACCGGACCACAACUCCGCCACCCUCCCAGAUCCCCGACCCCCCUAUUUCCUCAGCCACCUCACCCAGCACACGUUCCUCAUUGGGAAGCAUCCUUUCGCCGCACACAUGGGGCGGACUACUGAGCGGAAAGCCUGAGUCUGUGACAAAGCUCAUUUCAGCAGGGACCCAGGACAGUGAGUGGGGAAGCCCCACAUCUUUGCAGGGUCAGCUGGCGAGUGUCAUGGUGUUCCACGAAGCCCUGCAACCCAACCACAUUAAAAUCCUCUGUAGUGCUGGUCCAAACUGUGUGUCUCCUUUAAAAGCCCAGGAGUCAGAACUUGGUGACCUUUCAAGUAAACUGCUGCUGCAUUACUCGCCAAAGGCAUGUCAAAACCCAAUCUGCCUCGAUCUUUCCCCCAACAAACUACAUGGACGCCUGACUGGGAAGAAAGUUGUUAACUGGGACGUCAAGGAUAUGAUCAAUUGCGUAGGCGGGCUGCAAGUGCUGUUUCCUAUACUAGAGCAGCUGGCUCUAAUGACCCCUGAUCAACAGAAUUGUGAUGCUUCAACUGGGUCAGACUUCAUCACCCCAGAUGUUAUCACUCCCGCUGAUGGAGAAUGGGUCAUUCUCCCAUCAAAUAGGGCUUCAGAAGCACGCCUGGAGAAGAAUCUGGUAGCUACUUUACUGUUGGUGCUGAAGCAUUUUCUACAGAGGCAUGCUAUAAACCAGGAAAAUCUGCUCCACUCGCAUGGUGUUGCUACUCUAGGAGCCCUACUGCAGAAGCUUCCAGCAGGACACAUUGAUGUCAAUGUGCUCGUAGCUAUGCAGCUGCUGAUAGAGCAGGUGACGUUCGAGAAGAACCAGGGCCUCCUGCAGCAACUUCACACACAUCUACUCUUCAACUUCAACAUCUGGAACAAAGGGGACUUCCCUUUACGUAUAGGCCAUAUACAGUAUGUAACCACUGUCAUCAAAGACAACAGGAAGCAGUUCCGUAAAAAAUAUGGAGUCCGAUUCCUUUUGGACAACAUACGCCUCGAUAAUGGGAAAAACAGUAAUAAAGAGAGCGACCUCAGUGAGGACGACAUUCUGAACAUCCGUAUGUCGCUCUACGACCUCAUCAAAUACUACAUCAGCAAGGGCAUCUCACAGGAGGAGAUGCACAGCAUUAUUGGAUACAUUGCUGCCAUUGGGGAUGAAGAUCAGAUUUGUGGGCUACUAGAAAUGUUACUCAGCCUCCUUCAGAGCAGUCCAUCCAGGGACCAGCUCUUUCUGCUCCUCUUUGAGCCUGGAGCAGCUGACUCUUGCUAUGCACUUCUGCUCAACAAUAAAUACUCAGACCGCCUUCGAGAACUUGUCUUCAAGCUGUUUGAGCGCAUGUUACGAUGUGAUCGCAUCUAUGAGAAAAACAAGCAGCGUUUGAGGCUGAGGGAGGCGGGUUACAGCGGCCUGUCACUCCUCUUUUCCGAUCUUCACAUCACACCGACUCUCAUUCGUUGUCUCCUCAAUCAGGUCCUGCACACAGAUCAAGUGGUCAACUACAAGGAUCUGAUGGCACUAGUUCAGCUCACUCAUCGAACUGGACCCAGCAUUCGGCUCAUUGUCUGUAAGAGGGUGUACCAACUCCUACAGUCCCAACAAGAUGCUGCUUGCCAGAUUUCGAGGCAGCAGUGUUGGCAGGAUACCCUUGCAAGACUGUACAUGCGAGGUGAAGGCUCAUUGCCAUCGCGAAGUGCAGACACAGUCAGCACCUGCAGCCUGGACUUGAACCAACCCAGUGGAGCCAAUAGUAACCGCCUGGAACUGCCGCUACACCGAAAAACAAGGGCAAGCAGUGCUGGCCGCUUGGAUCGCACAGAGAAUGACUGGCAAAGCAUGGGCGACACUCGUUCAGUAGACAGCAUGGAGAACAGUGAUGUCAUCUCACUACUGGACACUCCAUCAUCUUCCGCUUCGGCUGAGCCACAACCACAACUCAAGCCUUGGCUCGUGGGAAAAUCUGGUGGCUUGACGCUUGACCUGUCUCACCUUCAGACCUACGAGGGCUUAGAGAGUGGCAGCCAGACACCUGGCAGUAUGCCGAGCACACCCUCUCCACUAGAAGCACCAAAGCCCUUUCGAGGCAACUCUGGAAGUAUCGAUCACACAGCCCCAUUAACUGAAGACACCUUCCUCUUCAAUGACAACGUCUCCCUGGGAGACUCCUUUAAUAAUACUGAGCGGGCUGAAGAAGAAUUGUGCAGUAUGUUGCUGGAGAUUCUGCUGUGUGUGAUGUGGCGUGGAGUCGAAGGUUCUGACGACUCCGCGUGGCUGGAGCGUGGCCAGGUUUUUUCAGCACUCACCAAAUUGGGAACAGCCAAUGAGCUGCUACUUCCUGUUGACCAAAUCAAACUCAGUCUCAUGGAACGUAUGCUGGAAUUGGCCGUGAUUGACAACCGUGAGGCAUCUGCUGCCACAUUGCCUCAACACACUGAGAACGCGGUCCGUCUACUUCACGUGGUACAAGAUUUCUUGCAAGCAGAGGGCCUGGUCAACCCGGCACUGUGGACAGAGAAGGUGCUGGAGGAGACUGUGACACUGAUGGACUGUCUCAUGGUGUGGUAUUCUGCUGGCACCCAGUGGUUCGAGCUUUCCCAAGUUGGACUGAGAUUGUUGCUCGGCUUCAUGGCGCAAGAGGACCCCGAGGUGUGUGCAGUAGCCACUGCUAAACUGAAUUUUAUUCUACAAAUGAAGGAAGUGUCCAGCCAGGAUGAGGCGUGCUACUUGCUGGGCAAGGUUGAGUGCAUCCUGCGGCGCUCUGUCCAGGAGAAGACAGAGGAAACAUACUCAUUCCUGGUUCCUCUGUUGCGAACACUCCUCUCCAAAGUUCACCGUCUCCUCUAUAUGGAGCUGCAUUUGCCCCAACUGCCUGAUACCAAUGGCAGCCCAUCUUUUUUUGAGGAUUUUCAAGUAUACUGCAACUCACCCGAAUGGCGUGUCUAUCUGGACAAAUAUAUCAUUCCAUACAUGAAGCAGUAUGAACUUGAGACCUUCAGUCAGGGCCAUGAGAAUAUGGCACUUUACUGGAAGGAGUGCUAUGAGGCCUUCAUGGUCAGCCUGCAUAGGAGAGAGCGAGAUAGGGGGGAGAGCAAGAUGUGCUUCCAGGAACAAUUUGUUGAGCCAUUCUCUCGCCAAAGUCGUCACGAGAACCUUAGGUACAACAGCAUGUUGAAGCAACAACAUAGCCAGAACAGUGCCUCUCUCAGGCAGUGGAAGGCUGCUCGGCGGGGCCUUGUGUGUGAGAGGGGGCCCUGGGCUGAAAGGCAGCCAAAGAAGAUGCACUGGAAGCUGUCCAGCGCAGAGAACUUUUCCCGCAUGAGACUGAAGUUGAUCCGGAAUUUCAACUUUGACCUUUAUAGGGAGGCCAGUGCUCUGCGAGACAACCUUGGUGUUCAUCAGCAGUUCGUCAACCCGGAAUCUCUGCUGCUGGAGGCUGUGAAGCAGGUGAAAGUCACCAACCUGGAUGAUGACAAAUUGGAGCUGCCAGAGGAUGACCCGGCAACAGCAAAUAUCCAGAUUGAAGCAGAGGAAGCAGGUCAAAAGGAGAAGCUGAUUCUGUCGGAAGACUGUCAGUUGGUGACGGUGGUUGAUGUGGUACCUGGCCGUCUGGAACUCACUACCCAGCACAUCUAUUUCUAUGACAGCAGCCAAGAGAAAGACGAAGGUGUGGGCCAUGACUUUAAAUGGCCCUUGAGUCAGAUUCGUGAAGUCCAUCUGCGGCGAUAUAAUCUGCGACGCUCCGCUCUGGAGAUCUUCCUUAUUGACCAAACCAGCUACUUUCUCAACUUCAAGAAAGAGGCAAGAAAUAAGGUGUAUGACCGCAUGUUGCUACUGCGAUCCCUCAGUCUAUAUGGAACACGUUCUCCACAAGAGCUCCUUAAAGCCUCCGGAUUAACGCAGAAAUGGGUCAACCGAGAGAUUUCCAACUUUGACUACCUGAUGCAACUCAACACAAUUGCUGGCAGAACAUACAACGACCUGGCGCAGUAUCCAGUGUUUCCCUGGGUUCUAGCAGACUACACCUCCAAGGAUUUGGACCUUUCAGACCCCAUGGUAUUCAGGGAUUUGUCAAAGCCGGUGGCAGUACAGAACAACGACAAUGCUAAAGCUGUUCGAGAAAAGUAUGAAAGUUUUGAGGACCCAACAGGAACUGUCGACAAGUUUCAUUAUGGAACCCACUAUUCGAGUGCAGCUGGUGUGAUGCACUAUCUGAUCAGAGUUGAGCCCUUCACCUCCCUACACAUCCAGCUGCAGAGUGGACGGUUUGACUGUGCCGACCGCCAGUUCCACUCCAUUCCGGCAACCUGGCUGACUCUCAUGGACAAUCCCAAUGACGUCAAGGAGCUCAUACCUGAGUUCUUCUACUUCCCAGAGUUUCUUGAGAACCACAAUGACUUUGACCUUGGUCGCCGGCAGAUAACGAAAGAAAAAGUAAAUGAUGUGAUUCUGCCCAAAUGGGCCAAGUCCCCUGAGGACUUUAUCUAUAAACACCGCAAAGCCCUGGAGUCUGAAUAUGUGUCUGCACACCUUAAUGAGUGGAUCGAUCUGAUCUUCGGUUACAAACAGAGGGGUCCCGCCGCAGUGGAAGCCCUCAAUGUUUUUUACUACUGCACAUAUGAGGGAGCAGUAGACCUUGAUGCCAUCACUGAUGAAAAAGAGCGCAAGGCCCUGGAAGGCAUGAUCAGUAACUUUGGGCAGACACCCUGCCAGCUACUCAAGGAGCCACAUCCAAUUCGUCUUUCUCAGGAGGAAGUGGAGAAGAGGAAGGCUCUCCUGGACUCAUGUCCUCUGAUUAUGUUUGAACACCUCAGCACCCUUAAGUCCUUCUUUGUGGAGGGCAUCAGUGACAACGUACCACUGAUUAAAGCUAUUGUUCCAAAGAAUCAGUCCCACUCAUUCAUCAGUCAAGGGAGUCCAGACACAAUGGUGACAGUAAGUCAAAACUGUCUCUUUGGGACGCAUGGGUGGCUACCUUACAACAAGAAUAUCUCCAACUACUUCACCUUCAUUAAGGACCCCACAGUGUCCCAUUCCAAGACCCAGCGUUUUCUGUCAGGACCCUUCGCUCCCGGUGUGGAGGUAACAACGAGGCUGUUUGUGGUCUCUCACGAUGGAAAGUUGCUCUUCAGUGGAGGCCAUUGGGACAACAGCCUCCGAGUCACUUCACUUGUCAAGGGCAAGACUGUCGGGCAGCACAUCCGGCACAUGGAUAUUGUAACCUGCUUGUCAACAGACCAUUGCGGCAUCCACCUGAUUUCAGGUUCCAGAGACACCACCUGCAUGGUGUGGCAGGUUCUACAGCAGGGUGGUGCUCCAGUAGGUCUGCAUCCUAAACCUGUUCAAGUGCUGUAUGGCCACGCAGAUGAGGUUGUCAGUGUUUGCAUUAGCACAGAGCUGGACAUGGCUGUGUCUGGAGCACGGGAUGGGGUAGUGAUCAUCCAUACCGUGCGCAGAGGUCAGUAUGUGCGUUGCUUGCGACCGCCAUGCGACAGCUCCUUGCCCCUGUCUGUCCUCCAUUUGGCUGUGUCCUGGGAGGGUCAUCUGCUGGUCCACACCUGCUUGGAAGGCAAAGCAACACUAAAAGAUAAAAACGCACUCCACCUUUACUCUGUCAAUGGGAAGCACCUUUGCAGUGAACCUCUGAAGGAGCAGAUGACCGACAUGUGUGUUUCCAGGGAGUUUGUUGUUACUGGCAGUGAGCAAGGCUACUUGUCCAUUCGAGACCUCUACAGUCUGUCGCUAUGUGCGGAGCCCAUGGCCAUGCGUGUGCCUGUGCGCUGUGUAUCCGUCACCAAGGAGCAGAGUCACAUCCUGGUGGGCCUCCACGAUGGCAAGCUGAUCAUCGUGGGCGUGGGCAAGCCAGCCGAGGUAAAGAACUCACUGAGGAACUACAUCGCUCAGAGCCUGGAGGGAUCGCCGCUCAUGGCCUCCCCCUUGCUGGCCUCGCUUCGAGCUCGCUCACCCACUCGCCUACUGCACCAGCGAGACCAGCUCGUGUUCAGCCCCGCCUCUGUCACCGACAGACCAUAGCAGCCCUAGUCCAGGUCCCGACUGGCCCCAUUUCAAGUGUCGAUUACCUGAAGUGUCAUGUCUUUAUAAUGCCGGAAACCAAUCUUGCGCAACACUAAUCGCUGCUUCUACUAGUCGUAUUCCUGCAUAAUGUAAGCUGAUAAUCUUGCACUGAUCUUGAGUUGUAUUUUGUUGUUAAGUCAAAUUUAUAUGUUGGCAGACAGUAAAUGACAAAACUGAAUGUUUUAUUGUACAUGGCAAAGAGCAGAAAUUGGUCUAGACAGGAAAUCAUUACACACCUUUCCCUUUUUUCCUUUUCACAACAAAAGGAAUCAACAUUUGAUGUUUAUUUAUUGCUUGACUAACAAUCAAAUGUGAAUAACUAAUCACACAUAAAUCAUAUCCCCUUCUCUCUUGUUUCUUUUGGCUUUAUACUUUUCUCCCCCUCCUCCUCCUCCUCCAUCCUAAUUACUGCACCCUACUCCACUUCCUCUACCUCGGUCCCUCGCAGCUGCGUUCAGGCCACAUCACACGGAAGCUGUGGGGCUCCACCAAGAGGCUGACCAGGAUCUCCUCAGGGGAAUCGGACGUCAUCAUCUAGCAUGAGCACCAUCCCGGCCCUUCCUUUGCUCAAUCCCUAAACCAACCCCCGCUGCUGUCCCCCGCCUCCCACGGUCACCCUCCAUUCGUGUCACACGCCGCACCUCCAUUUAUGUCAGCUUGUCUCAUUCUGUCACAUCCAAGUGAAAUGUGCUCAAUUUUCUUUCCUGUGGUUUGACCAAAUGGCGCUGGCGCUGCGGUUCAGAUCCAGAGGCAGCUUAAGCUUUCAGUAUCAGCCCACCACCUCUUCAGAUUGUUUUUGUUUGUGUCUUUAUGUUUUCAAGUGACCUUUCCAUCCCCUUCCUUUAGUUUGCCUUUGUUGCCUCAAAGCUAGCUCACAUAGAAGUUCAAAAUUCUCUGCCUUUCGAUUUGUCGUAUCGUCUGUUUCGUUGAGCUUCUUGUUUUCCAGCAAAUGUACGUAUGCACCCUGUAGCUUGGCAUUAGCUCAUGUGAAAUGACGUUUUGGAUUGUGAAUUGUCACACGGCCAUUGAAUCAUAGCGUGGCGCUGUAAUGGCAGCAGAUGAGACUUGUAGCACAGACAUAAUUCCUGCGGAAAACACACAAGCAGUCUGUUUGCUGAAUGUUUUUGAGUUACUCAGAUAUGUUUUAUUUAUAGGAAAAGUAGCAUUUUGUAAGCUCUCUUUGUUGUUUCUGACACAGUUUAGGAAUUCUCCAAGGGCUGCACCAGAUGGUAAUAGCAAUAUUGUGUUGGGUGUUUUUGUCUUCUUUUGCCGCCUUGCAUCAUUUCAACUGCAUACUCCUUUUGUCUUCCUGCAGCUUACCCCGACUGUUAGCAGUCAUUGUUCCUUCCAAAAAAACAAAAAAAGUUUGUUUUCAUAACACUACACAUUCAUCCUGUUAACAGGGUACAUUUUACACCAAGUGUUUUUGUUGAUUUGAACACUAAAAGCCACAGUGUGAAGAUCCUGCCGGGACUGUGACCGGAAAUGUGUGCGAGUUAAGAAGUGGGUGUAAGGGCAUGUCAGGGGUGACAGCUGUUAGUGUUACUAAGCCAAAGUGUCCCUCCGACGGGUUGACACAGUCUUUUGAUUCUCUGAUUUGUUUUGUUUUCAUUUUGUUGUUGUUGUUGUUCAUUUGCAUCAGACAUUAUAAGUUGUAAGACUUCCAAAAAAUGGAGUGCCUUUAUCAGAAGGGGGUUCUCAUGGCUUUGGUAUUCCUGAGAGGAAGUGACUUAAGACAAAUGACAGCCUUUGUUGUAUCUGCAUCAUUCUCCAUGACUGUCACCAAAUUGAUAUGUGUAUAUCUGUGAUUAUUUAUGAAUACAAUAUAAAUACGUAAUGUACAGCAUGAUUUUUAUUUUUUCUAUGUUUAUCAAAUGUACUUUUGCACUUUCCAGGUACUCCUAUUGUAAGAAAUUGUUUUAAAUUGGCUCCCUAAUAUGUACAUUCAGAAUUUGCUUUGCCAACACACAAACUGAACAUGAUCAUUAAAGUGUUGUCUGUAUUUAGACGUAAAGUGU